AUGAAGAUGUCGGACGCUAAGCAGAAGAGGAAUGAGCAGUUAAAGCGAUGGCUAGGCUCAGAGACGGACUUAGAGCCUCCUGUUCUGAAAAAGAAAAAGACGAAGGUGAAGUUCGAUGAUGGCGCCGUGUUUCUGGCUGCCUGCUCCAGCGGAGAUACCGAGGAGGUGCUUCGUCUGCUGGACCGGGGCGCUGACAUCAACUACGCUAAUGUAGACGGCCUCACCGCACUCCACCAGGCCUGUAUAGACGACAAUGUGGACAUGGUGACCUUCCUGGUGGAGCAUGGAGCCAACAUCAACCAGCCUGACAAUGAGGGCUGGAUUCCCCUCCAUGCUGCAGCCUCUUGUGGGUAUAUGGACAUCGCAGAAUUUUUAAUUGUCCAAGGGGCAAAUGUGGGAGUUGUAAACAGUGAAGGUGAGACGCCUCUCGACAUCGCAGAGGAAGAAGCAAUGGAACAACUCCUACAAAAUGAGAUCAACCGACAAGGGGUGGACAUUGAAGCCGCUCGAAAAGAAGAGGAGCGUGUCAUGCUUCGAGACGCACGACAGUGGCUCAACAGUGGCCAGAUCCACGAUGUCCGACACACAAAGUCUGGAGGAACAGCGCUCCAUGUCGCUGCUGCUAAAGGAUAUGUAGAGGUUUUAAAACUUUUAAUUCAAGCGGGGUAUGAUGUAAAUAUUAAGGACUACGAUGGCUGGACUCCUCUUCAUGCUGCAUCUCACUGGGGCAAAGAGGAGGCCUGUCGGAUACUGGUAGAAAACUUGUGUGACAUGGACCUCAUUAACAAAAUGGGUCAAACGGCUUUUGAUGUAGCAGAUGAGGAUGUCCUGGGAUACUUAGAAGAACUACAAAAGAAACAAAAUCUAUUAAUGGGUGAGAAGAAGGAUACUAAAAAGUCUCCGCUGAUUGAAACGAGCACCACAGGAGACAACAACCAAUCACUAAAACCACUGACGAGCAAAGAAACCCUCCUAAGUGAGCCGGAGAAGACUGCCCUUCGAAUUGAGACUCUCGAACCAGAGAAAGUGGAUGAAGAGGACGAGGGGAAGAAGGACGACUCUAGCUGCUCCAGUGAAGAAGAGGAUGAAGAGGAUUCAGAGUCGGAAACAGAAGCAGAAAAGAGCAAGCCGACAGCUGUGGUCAGCAACAGUACACCUACGCCGUCUGCUGUCACUGUCUCACCUCCUACAAGCCCAACCAACCCGGUGACAACGCCCACAUCACCAGUGAAAAAGUUUGAAUGUAACACUCUCCCCAUGCCUGUGGCGGGGCCCGGCUGUCCAGCAUUGUGGCGCCAGGGCUUGCGCAAAACUGGCAUUUCUCUUGGUCCAAAAAAACCUAUGGUUGUUCAGCCUGCUGGUAAAAUAUCUCCUAAAGUGGAAGAGGAGAGAAAGGAUGAAUCUCCAGCAUCUUGGCGCCUGGGUUUGAGGAAGACUGGCAGCUACGGGGCAUUGGCUGAGAUCACAGCCACAAAAGAAGCCCAAAGAGAGAAGGACACGACAGGAGUGAUGCGCUCUGCAUCGAGUCCUCGUCUGUCCUCCUCUCUGGACAAUAAAGAUAAAGAGAAGGAAAAAGACAAAGGAACCAGACUUGCUUAUGUGGCUCCCACUAUUCCAAGAAGAUUGGCGAGUACUUCAGAUAUAGAUGAGAAGGAAAACCGGGAUUCUAGCACAAACCUAAUACGCAGUGGCUCCUACACUCGGAGACGCUGGGAUGAUGACCUGAAGAACAAUGAAGGAACCACCUCCACCAACCGAACCUCCAGCUACCAGCGCAGCACGUCUCAUACGCUAGCGCUAGGGCGCAGCGGCAGCACGCGGGACGUGCCGGCCAAAUCCUCCUCCACCUCCAGCUUGGACCCUAACACCUGUAGUACUAAACCCUGGCAGCCUCCCACCUCUUACUACCAGCCUUACAGCAUUUACCGCAGUGGCUCAUUUGGAAGGAGACAAGAGGACUCUAGUUCCUCGACCACUUUGUCGUCAACCACAACCACCACCUCAUCCGUUACCUCACCCACAGGCCACAGAAGCCUGCUCUCUAGUCUGGGGUCGUCCUCAGCUCGCACCGGCUCCACAAGUCUCACCAGCAGGUACUGGCCAGAGGAGAGUGUACAGAGAGAAAAGGAGAAGGAGUCUGCUGCAGUUAUUCCAACUAUAAACACUGGGUCAACUACAACAGUCACAUCAACCACUACCACAAGCAACAUUUCUACCACAACCACCGGCACUGGCACAGGCCCAGAGCGACGAAGGUCUUAUCUAACACCAGUGCGAGAUGAAGAAUCGGAAUCCCAGAGAAAGGCUCGUUCCAGACAAGCCAGACAAUCGAGAAGGUCCACACAGGGUGUAACACUGACUGAUCUUCAAGAAGCUGAAAAAACAAUAGGUAGAAAUCGUCCUUCAACAAAAACGCAAGAGGAGAAGGAGGAGAAGGAUGAGAAGGAAAAACAAGACAAGGAAAAGCAGGAGGAGAAGGAGACGGAGACCAAGGAGGAAGACUAUAGAUCCAAGUACCGCAGUUUUGAUGAGCGUUACCGGACUCCAUCCUCAACUUCAACCUCCAGCCUUUCUACAAUUGGCACCACCUCAUCGUCCUACUCCAGCUCCCUCAACAGACCAAACAGUCUGACUGGGAUCACCUCCUCCUACAGUCGCCCCUACAGAGACACAGAGAAAGAAAUCGAGAAGAAGGAGGAGGAUAAAGAUGGAGAGGAUAAAUCUCAACCACGCUCUAUACGGGAUCGCAGGCGGCCCCGAGAGAAGCGACGAUCCACUGGGGUCUCAUUUUGGACCCAAGAAGGUGAUGAAAACGAGCCGGAGCGGCAUUCGGAUUCAGAGGAGGGCAGCACCAAAGGGGACUCUCAGAUUGAAAGAUUGGGGAGAAAUGAAACUAGCACUUCAUGUUUAGACCGUAAUGAUGCUUUUAGUAGCCGUAGCUAUGAAAGUCGAAGACCAUACUCGAGCCGACAUGAUAAAGAUGACUCCACAGACUAUAGAAAGCUCUAUGAGCAGAUCCUGGCUGAGAACGACAAGUUGAAAUCCCAGUUACGAGACACAGACUUGGAGUUGACAGAUUUAAAGAUCCAACUUGAGAAGGCAACACAGAGGCAAGAACGAUAUGCUGACCGGUCGCAGCUAGAGAUCGAGAAAAGGGAAAGAAGAGCUCUCGAAAGGAAGAUAUCUGAAAUGGAGGAGGAACUUAAGAACCUGCCCCAGGUAAAGCAGGUUCAGGCCCUGCGGCAGCUCAAGGAGCGCCUGCAGGCUGAGAACCGGGCUCUGUCCCGUGUGGUGGCCAAGCUCUCGCAGUCCGCCUGCAGCCACCUGCCCAGCGUUGACCUUUAA
Knipowitschia caucasica is the source of this 3345-nucleotide messenger RNA. The record is from the annotation of a GenBank genome assembly. Lineage: Eukaryota; Metazoa; Chordata; Actinopteri; Gobiiformes; Gobiidae.